UUGGUAGGCGCGGGUGUGUACUAUGUAGUUACCGGCGUCGUCCCAGGCGGCGGAGAGCGCGAGCUGGUCGGUGCGACGCGCGGCGCAUGGUUAGUAUUGUUGGUAGGCGUGGGUGUGUACUGUGUAGUUACCGGCGUCUUCCCAGGCGGCGGCAAGCGCGAGCUGGUCGGUGCGGCGCGCGGCGCAUGGUUAGUAUUGUUGGUAGAGCGUGGGUGUGUACUGUGUAGUUACCGGCGUCGUCCCAGGCGGCGGAGAGCGCGAGCUGGUCGGUGCGGCGCGCGGCGCAUGGUUAGUAUUAUUGGUAGGCGUUGGUGUGUACUGUGUAGUUACCGGCGUCGUCCAAGGCGGCGGCAAGCGCGAGCUGGUCGGUGCGGCGCGCGGCGCAUGGUUAGUAUUGUUGGUAGGCGUGGGUGUGUACUGUGUAGUUACCGGCGUCUUCCCAGGCGGCGGCAAGCGCGAGCUGGUCGGUGCGGCGCGCGGCGCAUGGUUAGUAUUGUUGGUAGGCGUGGGUGUGUACUGUGUAGUUACCGGCGUCGUCCCAGGCGGCGGCAAGCGCGAGCUGGUCGGUGCGGCGCGCGGCGCAUGGUUAGUAUUGUUGGUAGGCGUGUAGUUACCGGCGUAUUCCCAGGCGACGGCGAGCGCGAGCUGGUCGGUGCGGCGCGCGGCGCAUGGUUAUUAUUGUUGGUAGGCGUGGGUGUGUACUGUGUAGUUACCGGCGUCGUCCCAGGCGGCGGAGAGCGCGAGCUGGUCGGUGCGGCGCGCGGCGCAUGGAUAGUAUUGUUGGCAGGCGUGGGUGUGUACUGUGUAGUUACCGGCGUCGUCCCAGGCGGCGGAGCAAGCGCGAGCUGGUUGGUGUGGCGCGCGGCGCAUGGCGGCGGAGAGCGCGAGCUGGUCGGUGCGGCGCGCGGCGCAUGGUUAGUAUUGUUGGUAGGCGUGGGUGUGUACUGUGUAGUUACCGGCGUCGUCCCAGGCGGCGGAGAGCGCGAGCUGGUCGGUGCGGCGCGCGGCGCAUGGUUAGUAUUGUUGGUAGGCGUGGGUGUGUACUGUGUAGUUACCGGCGUCGUCCCAGGCGGCGGCAAGCGCGAGCUGGUCGGUGCGGCGCGCGGCGCAUGGUUAGUAUUGUUGGUAGGCGUGGGUGUGUACUGUGUAGUUACCGGCGUCGUCCCAGGCGGCGGCAAGCGCGAGCUGGUCGGUGCGGCGCGCGGCGCAUGGUUAGUAUUGUUGGUAGGCGUGGGUGUGUACUGUGUAGUUACCGGCGUCGUCCCAGGCGGCGGCAAGCGCGAGCUGGUCGGUGCGGCGCGCGGCGCAUGGUUAGUAUUGUUGGUAGGCGUGGGUGUGUACUGUGUAGUUACCGGCGUCGUCCCAGGCGGCGGCAAGCGCGAGCUGGUCGGUGCGGCGCGCGGCGCAUGGUUAGUAUUGUUGGUAGGCGUGUUAGUUACCGGCGUAUUCCCAGGCGACGGCGAGCGCGAGCUGGCGGCGGAAAGCGCGAGCUGGUCGGCUGCCGCGCGCGGCGCAUGGAUAGUAUUGUUGGCAGGCGUGGGUGUGUACUGUGUAGUUACCGGCGUCGUCCCAGGCGGCGGAGAGCGCGAGCUGGUCGGUGCGGCGCGCGGCGCAUGGUUAGUAUUGUUGGUAGGCGUGGAUGUGUACUGUGUAGUUACCGGCGUCGUCCCAGGCGGCGGAGAGCGCGAGCUGGUCGGUGCGGCGCGCGGCGCAUGGUUAGUAUUGUUGGUAGGCGUGGGUGUGUACUGUGUAGUUACCGGCGUCGUCCCAGGCGGCGGAGAGCGCGAGCUGGUCGGUGCGGCGCGCGGCGCAUGGUUAGUAUUGUUGGUAGGCGUGGGUGUGUACUGUGUAGUUACCGGCGUUGUCCCAGGCGGCGGAGAGCGCGAGCUGGUCGGUGCGGCGCGCGGCGCAUGGUUAGUAUUGUUGGUAGGCGUGGGUGUGUACUGUGUAGUUACCGGCGUCGUCCCAGGCGGCGGAGAGCGCGAGCUGGUCGGUGCGGCGCGCGGCGCAUGGUUAGUAUUGUUGGUAGGCGUGGGUGUGUACUGUGUAGUUACCGGCGUCGUCCCAGGCGGCGGAGAGCGCGAGCUGGUCGGUGCGGCGCGCGGCGCAUGGUUAGUAUUGUUGGUAGGCGUGGGUGUGUACUGUGUAGUUACCGGCGUCGUCCCAGGCGGCGGAGAGCGCGAGCUGGUCGGUGCGGCGCGCGGCGCAUGGUUAGUAUUGUUGGUAGGCAGUGUAGUUACCGGCGUAUUCCCAGGCGACGGCGAGCGCGAGCUGGUCGGUGCAGGCGCGCGGCGCAUGGUUAGUAUUGUUGGUAGGCGUGGGUGUGUACUGUGUAGUUACCGGCGUCGUCCCAGGCGGCGGAGAGCGCGAGCUGGUCGGUGCGGCGCGCGGCGCAUGGUUAGUAUUGUUGGUAGGCGUGGAUGUGUACUGUGUAGUUACCGGCGUCGUCCCAGGCGGCGGAGAGCGCGAGCUGGUCGGUGCGGCGCGCGGCGCAUGGUUAGUAUUGUUGGUAGGCGUGGGUGUGUACUGUGUAGUUACCGGCGUCGUCCCAGGCGGCGGAGAGCGCGAGCUGGUCGGUGCGGCGCGUGGCGCAUGGUUAGUAUUGUUGGUAGGCGUGGGUGUGUACUGUGUAGUUACCGGCGUCUUCCCAGGCGACGGCAAGCGCGAGCUGGUCGGUGCGGCGCGCGGCGCAUGGUUAGUAUUGUUGGUAGGCGUAUAGUUACCGGAGUAUUCCCAGGCGGCGGCGAGCGCGAGCUGGUCGGUGCGGCGCGCGGCGCAUGGUUAGUAUUGUUGGUAGGCGUGGGUGUGUACUGUGUAGUUACCGGCGUCUUCCCAGGCGGCGGCGAGCGCGGGCUGGUCGGUGCGGCGCGCGGCGCAUGGUUAGUAUUGUUGGUAGGCGCGGGUGUGUACUGUGUAGUUACCGGCGUCUUCCCAGGCGGCGGCGAGCGCGAGCUGGUCGGUGCGGCGCGCGGCGCAUGGUUGGUAUUGUUGGUAGGCGCGGGUGUGUACUGUGUAGUUUACCGGCGUCGUCCCAGGCGGCGGCGAGCGCGAGCUGGUCGGUGCGGCGCGCGGCGCAUGGUUAGUAUUGUUGGUAGGCGCCGGUGUGUACUGUGUAGUUACCGGCGUCGUCCCAGGCGGCGGCGGAGAGCGCGAGCUGGUCGGUGCGGCGCGCGGCGCAUGGUUAGUUUUGUUGGUAGGCGCGGGUGUGUACUGUGUAGUUUACCGGCGUCGUCCCAGGCGGCGGCGAGCGUGAGCUGGUCGGUGCGGCGCGCGGCGCGCUGGGCGGCGAGCGCACGCAGCGCACACAAAGCGCGCGCCGGGCGCACCAGCAGUCGCAGGUCCAACACUGCUGCUUGGUGA
Molecule: messenger RNA, 3360 nt
Organism: Parnassius apollo (apollo)
Lineage: Eukaryota; Metazoa; Arthropoda; Insecta; Lepidoptera; Papilionidae
Source: the annotation of a GenBank genome assembly